Molecule: messenger RNA, 1260 nt
Organism: Micromonas commoda
Lineage: Eukaryota; Viridiplantae; Chlorophyta; Mamiellophyceae; Mamiellales; Mamiellaceae
Product: Serine/threonine protein phosphatase 2A 57 kDa regulatory subunit B' beta isoform
Exons: 1
Biological process (GO): signal transduction
Cellular component (GO): protein phosphatase type 2A complex
Molecular function (GO): protein phosphatase regulator activity
Source: RefSeq, a predicted model, not a curated record
UCGUUCCGCGACGUCGUCGCAUCGGAGAGGCAGAACCUCUUCAUCAAGAAGCUGCAGCUCUGCUCAUACACCUUCGAUUUCACAGAUGCUACUGCUAAUGUCAGGGAGAAGGAGAUCAAACGGCAGACUUUGUUAGAGUUGGUGGACUACGUCAACCAGGGGCAGGGUAAGUUUACGGAGGCAGUGUUCGAGGACAUUUCGUACAUGCUGGCGCAGAACCUCUUUCGAGGUCUGCCGCCUUCGAAUCACGAGAUCACAGGAAGCGCUGCGGGAGACAACUUUGACCCUGAGGAGGAGGAACCAACGCUGGAGCCUUCCUGGCCGCACCUCCAAAUAGUUUACGAGUUCCUGUUGCGCUAUGUCGUGUCAAACGAGGUCGACGCGAAGGUGGGGAAAAAAUAUAUCGACAAUACUUUCGUGCUGAAGCUCCUGGAACUCUUCGACUCGGAGGAUCCCCGAGAGCGGGACUAUCUCAAAACAAUCUUGCAUCGCAUCUAUGGGAAGUUCAUGGUACACCGGCCGUUCAUUCGAAAAGCCAUCAACAACAUCUUUUUCCGAUUCAUCUAUGAGACUGAGAGACAUAAUGGUAUCGCGGAGCUUCUUGAGAUCCUCGGCAGCAUCAUCAAUGGUUUUGCCCUGCCCUUGAAGGAAGAGCAUAAGAUUUUCCUGCAGCGCGCUCUCUUGCCACUGCACAAGCCCAAGUGUGUUGCCAUGUACCACCAGCAGCUCUCAUAUUGCAUCACUCAGUUUGUUGAGAAGGACCCGAGACUUGCCGACACUGUGCUUCGCGGUCUUCUGAAGUACUGGCCAGUCACAAAUAGCCAGAAGGAGGUGUUGUUCCUUGGUGAGCUUGAGGAAGUGCUGGAGCUGACGCAGGCGGCGGAGUUUGUGAAGACAAUGCUUCCCUUGUUCCGCCAGAUCUCGGCGUGCAUCAAUUCUUCGCACUUUCAAGUUGCGGAACGUGCGUUGUUUUUGUGGAAUAACGACUACAUAGUCAAUCUUGUGGCUCAGAACAGGCAUGUUCUGCUUCCUGUGUGUUUUGGUGCUUUUGAGAGGAACGCUCGUUCCCACUGGAACGCAGCGGUGGGAGGUCUGACGGUCAAUGUGCGGAAGAUGCUGAUGGAGAUGGAUCAGCAGCUCUACGAGGAGUGCCAAAGAAACUGGGAGGAGGAGGAACUCCGAUCACAAGAGACGGAGGAAAACCGCAAGCAACGUUGGAAGCAAGUUGAAGCUUUGGCAGCCAAAAGCAUAGCUAGCUAG